Penicillium egyptiacum is the source of this 714-nucleotide messenger RNA. NCBI's taxonomy places the organism in Eukaryota, Fungi, Ascomycota, Eurotiomycetes, Eurotiales, Aspergillaceae. The record is from the annotation of a GenBank genome assembly.
AUGUCUUCAUGGCGCCAUUGGCAACAUCGAUAUCCACUGGUGAAGCAGAUGGCCGUGGACGGUUUCGCUUCCUUCCACUAUAUCAACGGUCCUGUUGCUGUGUCUCCUCCGACAGGGUUCGCGGAGUAUUUUGGUAUCGGGCCGCAUUAUCGGUGGUUGGAGGAUGGAGGAGUAGCAGAGGGCUCAAUGAUCUCUCGUGUUCGAAAGUCUCCGCAAGGGUCGUGUCCCGAAGACGCAAUGAGAGCCUUGGGCAAGGACUGGGAUGGCCAUUGGAACAAUCACCGUCAAGUCAUGGAGUACCUUUAUGAUACACUGGAGAAGAAUCCCGAUAUCGAAGGGAUCCUCGGAUACAGUGAGGGUGCUACGAUGGCUGCGAGUCUAAUCCUGGAUGAGCACAGAAAGGCUCAGAAAUUCGGGCGUCCUCGUCGCAUCAAAUGCGCGGUUUUCUUUACCGGCUGGCCUCCUCUCUCCCCUGAGGAUGACAUGGUCCUGGCAGAUGAGAGCGACUAUACUGUGGACAUUCCCACACUUCAUGUGGUUGGUGCAGAUGACCCCUACCGAUACGGUGCACUAGCCUUAUUCAACAUUUGUGACCCUGAUACCGCAGCGAUGUUCGACACUGGACGGGGUCACAUCAUUCCUCGGUCCGGUCCGGUCAUCACGGAGUUGGGGAAUGCCGUGCGAGACUUAGUCGACAGAGCGUAUCAAGCGUAG